Penicillium egyptiacum is the source of this 2244-nucleotide messenger RNA. The record is from the annotation of a GenBank genome assembly. NCBI's taxonomy places the organism in Eukaryota, Fungi, Ascomycota, Eurotiomycetes, Eurotiales, Aspergillaceae.
AUGACCAGGCCUCAGAUGAUCCGAGCUGAUACCUUGGACCUUCAAGAUCACGAUACCCCUUCCGCCAAAGAUCACACCAGACAACCCGAACAUCCGGAUCCUCUUGGGAGCGGCCGGCCUGCUCCCCAUCAAGAACUGUCCAUUCGCCAUGCCGAACAAGAUUCGCAAGCGGAGAUAAAGGGCGGACCAGACAAAAAUCACGAAUACCGUGGUGACAAGGAUGUGUAUCGAGAACCAGAUGACGAGGAAGACGAUGAGGAUGAAAAUCACUACGACCAUGAAGAUGGCGACCUGGCAGACGGCGAAAGCGAUGACAUGAUGGACGAUGAUAUGAUGGACAAAAUUUCCAGCUCACCCUCUAUCGAUGAUGAGGACAUCGAUUUUGAGUUUGUAUAUGCGCUUCACAACUUCGUCGCAACGGUCGAUGGGCAAGCAAAUGCUGCAAAGGGUGAUACUAUGGUACUUCUGGACGACAGCAACAGCUACUGGUGGCUUGUGCGCGUGGUGAAGGAUGGCAGCAUUGGUUACCUCCCUGCGGAACACAUCGAAACACCAACCGAAAGGCUUGCCAGAUUAAAUAAACACAGAAACGUGGAUCUGUCUGCGACCAUGUUGGGCGACAACAACGAGAAGUCGAAGAAUCCUUUGAAGAAGGCCAUGCGCCGUCGGAAUGCGAAGACUGUCAACUUCGGGGCCCCGACGUACAUCGACGCCUCCGAUGUCGACUACUCGACGGACGAUGAUUCCGAACAUGGCGACUUUUUCAACGAUGACGAGACUCUGGAUGGAGAAGAGGAAGACGUGCAAGAGCAAGCUGAAAAUAUUGUCGUGGAACCUCUUAGGCCCAAAGCCCAGAAAGAAACCCCCACAGAGCAUGCCGAUGCCAAUGGUGCGGAGAAACCGGAUUUGCAGCGUUCAAGCUCUGAUCGACGCCCGUCUAGUGAAGAGUUCUUUGAGGCCGAAGCAGAACCCACCGUCAGUAGAUCCAGAAAUGGCACUGUACGGAACACCGAUUCCUUCUUCAAAGAUGACACGGCCGAGCCCAAGAAGAUUUCUCUCACACCAAAUCUGCUGCGCGAUAUUCGCGAUGAAAACAGCGCAAACACCUUGGCUGAGUGGAAAGAGCCUCGUGGAAGCUUGGAAUCCAUCGAAAAGGGCUCUAACUCACAGGACAAAAUCAAAGAGAGAGAGGAGAAGAAGCGAAAAGACAAGAAACCUGGAAUGCUCAGCGGGUUAUUCAAGCGCAAGAAGAGCAAAGACGACAUUGACGACCCAGAAAGGUCUCCUGCAGAGUCGGCAUUCCGCACAUCACCCCAACCCAAGACCUCGAUGGAGUCUAUCUCGUCAAAGUCUGUAUCUCCCGAACAACAACGACCCUCUAAGCCCCAGAAAACAUCGAACAACAAGCUACACAAGCAGCCCCCAGGAAUCAUGAAGGUUGAUCCAGUCCUUGACCCUACGAUGGCCGAGUUGGCCAGGGGCAACGAGGCCAUUAACCAGAGUCAGGGCAACAAGGGCAUUCGACAGGUGCCACUGCAAGAAGAAAGAGAAAGCAGCUACGAAGACUGUGGAAUUGUGUUACAAUCACCUAUUAGCCAAUCGAGCCCUUCCAAAGACCCCUUUGCUACUCCGCUCGAAUCCAUGAACCCCCUGGAGUCGCCUGUUGAUCGACCAUCAAGUGAAGCUCAAUGGAGAGAACCAAAUGAUCCGGGCCGCACAACGGCUGGACCCGCGUCCGUUACGUCUCCACCCCAGAAAUUCGUGCCUACGCUGGUGGCUGGAGAUGAGUCGGAGUCCCCUGUCAAUAUCUCUCCUGUGGAGGCUUAUUCCCCCAUGAGCGCACACGGCUCAGCAAAUAAUGCGUCUUCUCGAGAAGUACGCUCUCUCUCGCCACCGUCUCCACCAUCAUCACCCGGACAGGACGUUAAUUACCCCAAGGGUAGCACGGCUGCUCCUGCCUCAGUCGAUACGCUUUCUGUGGACACCCCAACGUGGAGCGACUCCAGUUUACGAUCGUACAUGGACGAAGAAAACGACAUUCGCGAUUUGUUUAUUAUUGUCCACGAUAAAUCAAAUGUACCUCCCGCUGGCCCUGACCACCCAAUCACCGGUCGUCUAUUCAAGGAGGAAAGCAAGAGACUCAAGGAGAUGAACAAUCAGCUGGACGACCUGCUUGUGAACUGGAUGUCACAGCGGACUAACAACUCGAACUCGACUCGUGGCAUUCAGAAUCCACCAGUAUAA